AUGAUAAUAACGUGUGGGAGUCAAAAUGUGCAGUGGGAACAUGGAAAAGCUUGUGAAGAUAGAGUACAUAGUGUGAUUUUUGAGGAACAUGGAUUUGUUUUUGUUGGUAUUUAUGAUGGUUUUAGUGGACCUAAUGCCACUGAUUUCUUGUUAAACAAUCUUUAUCCCAACGUUUACAAGGAGCUUAAGGGAUUAUUAUGGUUCGACAAGUCAAAAUCGUGCGAAAACACCAUCAAUAGUCAGUCGUUUAUGUCCAAGAGUUUGGAUACUAAGGAAAGAGUGGAGUUGGAUAGAAAAUUAAGAGAAAAAUUGAGUAAUUUAGAGGUUGAUGUGGUUCGAGGAAAUAAUAUUAUUAACCAUUUGGGGGCGUUGAAAGCUCUAUCCGAAGCGCUGAGGAAGACUGAGGCAUCGUAUUUGGAUCGUUGUACAUCUGUUAAAGAGGAAGUUAGAAGGAUUCGAACUGAGCAUCCAGACGAUCCCUUGGCGGUAUUCAACGAAAGAGUGAAAGGUUCGUUGAAGGUCACUCGUGCUUUUGGAGCCGGUUUCCUCAAACAGAUGAUUACAUGUGGACUUGGAACCAAUAGCUUUGCCCUCAGCAGAAUCUUGGCUUUCUAUUCAGACCCAUUUCACGGAAGCCUCUCUUAUGGGUACAAAAUCUUUGAACAGAUUCAAAACCCCACAAACUGCAUUUUCAACACAAUGAUCAAAGCUUGUUUACUCAAAGAUGAAUACAUUAAAUCGAUUCAGAUAUUCAAAGACAUGAUGAGAAAUGGCAUUUGUCCUGAUAAUUACACACUUUCUUAUGUGCUAAAAACAGGUGCAAAGAUGAAAAGAUUGGAUCUUGGGGAAUUGAUUCAUGGUUUUGAUUUUGGGUAUGCUAAAAUUGGGAAUGUUUACACAACAAGAUUAGUUUUUGAUGAAGUUCCAUUGAAGGAUAGAGGGAUUUGGGGUGCAAUGAUUUCAGGGUAUGUGCAGAAUAAUUGUUUCAAAGAAGGAUUACAAUUGUUUAAGCUAAUGCAAUUGAGUGGCAAUAAACCUGACGAAGCAAUAGAGUGGCAAUAA
This is a messenger RNA of Fraxinus pennsylvanica, 1062 nucleotides long. NCBI's taxonomy places the organism in Eukaryota, Viridiplantae, Streptophyta, Magnoliopsida, Lamiales, Oleaceae. The record is from the annotation of a GenBank genome assembly.